ACUGUUGUAAUAAAAAUUACUCUGAAUUAUAUCCUAAAUUAUUUUCCAUUUUUCAUUUAAUUCAUUUUCUCUCUCCUCUUCAAAAAAGAUGGACCUCCAUCAACACCACCACCAUGACGACCCCACCACCACACCAACCACCACAACCACCAUUCCAAAUCCAAAUCUGAACCCGAACCCGAAUAGGGCAGAAGCAGAGCGUCUUCUUGGUAUAGCUGAGAAGCUCCUUCAGACCCGAGAUCUAACCGGCUCACGAGAAUUCGCCCUUCUUGCUCAAGAAACCGAACCGCUUCUCGAAGGAUCCGACCAGAUCUUGGCUAUUACCGAUGUAUUACUUGCGUCGGAACAUCGAGUCGUUAACAACCGUCACUACGAUUGGUAUGGCAUCCUUCAAAUCAAUCGUCAAUCUCUUUCAUCCGACCCUGAUCUUCUCAAGAAGAAUUAUCGCCGUCUCGCUCUCAUCCUCCACCCCGACAAGAACCGUUACCCUCUUGCGGACUCUGCAUUUAAGCUCGUCGCGGAUGCGUGGGCUCUUCUUUCGGAUCAUUCCAGGCGGGGGCUUUACGACCAUGAGCUCAACGUUUACGAGAAGGUCGAGCUCCCCCGGCACGGGGCCGAGAAGGAUAAAUUGCCCGUCCGGAGGAGCCCGCGCGGAGGGGUCGCAGGGGGCGGCGAUGAACCGGGAUUCAAUUCAUCCGAUCCAUCGCCGCCAACUGCCGCCCCGCAUACUGCCUCGGGGAAGAAACAAACCCCCCGAGGCAGUACCGUGGGCGCGGGACGGGGUGGGGGAGCAACGGGCAGGACGACCAAUUUUUGGACAGCCUGCCCGUAUUGUUAUGUUCUGUAUGAAUAUCCGAGGGCUUACGAAGACUGCUGUCUUCGAUGCCAGAAUUGCGAGCGAGCUUAUCAUGCCACGGUAAUAAAUUCACUCCCGCCAAUGGUGCCCGGAAAAGAGGCGUAUUAUUGCUGUUGGGGGUUCUUCCCCUUAGGGUUCUCGCUCGAGACUACCACUAAGGGGAAGAAGAAGGUUGGGUCUAAUCAAGAUGGCAUUAACAAUGUGAAUGCUAAUAAUAAUGGGAAUAAUAAUAGUAGCAAUAAUCCGAAUUCGGGUUUUCCGAAUUGGAUGCCUGCGGGCAUGUUUACAACGCCCGUGGCAGCUGCUGCCGCGCCUCAAGGAGGCGGGGCAGCUAUGAAUAUGAAUGUGCCUGUUGGCGGUAUUGAUAUAUCAGAUGGCAGUGCCUCUGCUGGUUUGGGUAAUAACAAUAAUGUAUCAGCAGGGUUUCCGACUGUGCCACCAGGGAUGGGCACUCAGUCAGCCAAGAAGCGCGGGCGCCCCCGGAAGAAUCCAUUGCCUGUGUAGGAUUGUGGUGGUUGGGAUUAGUUGUUGAAUUUGGGUGGUCAGACAAUGUAGGAUGAUGGCUAAUGAUUCUAUAUGAAUUAUUUUAGAGGAUUGGGUGGAAAUAGAUGAAAUUUUCCAAGGGAAUAAGGAUUGCGAAAAUGCGAAAAUUAGCACCUCUAAAGGUGGGAUGGAUUGAUGGGGGAGAAGUGAAGAAUUUUGAAGUUGAAAGCUGGUUUUAUUGUUGGUGUUUUUUAAUCUGGUAGUGUAGAUUAAAUUUAGAUGUAUCAAUAGUUUGUACUUUGUAGAACUAACUCACAUAAUCACAGUUAUUUAUGUUGUAUCUUUGUAGUGAAUUUGUAAUCUAGGGCUUUCCCCCUGGUUUGGGGGGUUGAUGUAUUUAUGUUUGUUUACAGCAUUUUGUUCCUUCUGAGAAAAAAUUGAAAGCUGAAAAUAGACAUGUUCUUUCUAGUUUUAUCUGUUUA
Chenopodium quinoa (quinoa) is the source of this 1821-nucleotide messenger RNA. RefSeq lists its product as uncharacterized. The record is from RefSeq and is a predicted model, not a curated record. NCBI's taxonomy places the organism in Eukaryota, Viridiplantae, Streptophyta, Magnoliopsida, Caryophyllales, Amaranthaceae. The transcript has a single exon. Bases 89 to 1360 code for a protein of 423 amino acids.